This is a messenger RNA of Entrophospora sp. SA101, 222 nucleotides long. NCBI's taxonomy places the organism in Eukaryota, Fungi, Glomeromycota, Glomeromycetes, Entrophosporales, Entrophosporaceae. The record is from the annotation of a GenBank genome assembly.
AUGGUUAUUUUAGGUUGUAUAUUACCUUUUAUAGUGAAUUUAUGCCCUGCAAGGGAUUCACCAGAAUUUCAAACAAUUAUUCGACCAAAUGGAACCAUUAUUGAACUCAGCAUUGAUAUAUGGGGUGUUGGUGAUUUGGUUAGUUCAUGUAAUGUCGUAGGCAUUCCUCAAGAACUUUUAAGUUUCAAUUUAGAUUUAUGUAAAAGUGAUCCAGAUAGUUGA